ACAUAUGGAAUUUCCAAAACCCAUAACGUGCAAGACUCCAAACUGGCGUCUUCAGUCGUGAACUGGCGAAGGAUUCAUCUCAUCAAAGAAAAGAAAUCUGACAACAGGCGUGACUGAGCUGUCCGAGGCCAUCAAUGUGGCUUACACGCAGUAAUUGACCUCAGCGACCCGGGUUCAUGCCCAACUCCACGGCACAUCCUUGGAGAUUCUCAUCCACCUCUGCCACAGGUGUACUUGUCGUGAGACCAGGCUCAGAUGUGGUGGCUCACGUACUGGUCCUGCAGCAACUCGAAGCUCAGAGAGUUCAGGCUGCUCAGCCCAGAUCGGCGCGAGGUUCCUCAGUUUUGAGACAUAGAACAAUUUGCGAGCUUGAAACGCUUCGAAAGAGCGGUUCUUGGGUGUAUGAACAUGGCAAGCAAAUAAAGAUGUAUCGCUUACAUUUCCAGAUUACGUCCAACUUAACCUCCUGUAAUUAUCACUGGACCAUAAGAGAAAUGGUCAAUAGUCGAUUUACUUACUUGCAAGAAAUCCUCUCCGUCGUGUGGACCAUUUGCUCAUGAGGGUUUGGUCCUAAACAACCAGGGCCGGAUAGAAACAUUGGUAAAGCGAGACUAAGAAGCAGAUCACAUAUACCUCAACAGAAUGCUUCGAGUCGAUAGAGCUUGAGGAAAGCAUUUCCGGCCUACAAGUUGCACAGCAUUGGCAGAACAGCGAACCACGUCCUGUCAAACCUGCCGGUCAACCCCACAGCAACUGCAUAUAUUGAUUGGGCUGUUCAGUUAUUCUUGAAUCAGCUGAACAUGUUUACGGCAGUGUAACAUCAGUUCAGUUCUAGUUCAAUGUCUUUUGUAAGACAGAUAGUCUAUUGUCCCUUAGCAUCACGG
Colletotrichum navitas is the source of this 884-nucleotide messenger RNA. RefSeq lists its product as uncharacterized. The transcript has 4 exons. Lineage: Eukaryota; Fungi; Ascomycota; Sordariomycetes; Glomerellales; Glomerellaceae. The record is from RefSeq and is a predicted model, not a curated record. The coding region runs from base 177 to 560 and encodes 127 amino acids.